Messenger RNA from Colius striatus (speckled mousebird), 732 nucleotides. RefSeq names its product aquaporin 8 (gene AQP8). Bases 1 to 732 code for a protein of 243 amino acids. The transcript is spliced from 5 exons. Gene Ontology annotation, molecular function: water channel activity. Gene Ontology annotation, cellular component: plasma membrane. The record is from RefSeq and is a predicted model, not a curated record. NCBI's taxonomy places the organism in Eukaryota, Metazoa, Chordata, Aves, Coliiformes, Coliidae. Gene Ontology annotation, biological process: transmembrane transport; water transport.
AUGGACAUGGACAUCCAGUUCAAGCCCUCGCGGCCUCACUGGUACGAGCGCUACGUCCAGCCGUGCGUGGCCGAGCUGCUGGGCAGCACCCUCUUCAUCUUCGUCGGCUGCCUCUCUGUGGUUGAGGAUGUGGAGGGCACGGGGAGGCUGCAGCCUGCCCUGGCGCACGGGCUGGUCCUGGGGCUCAUCAUUGCCGUCCUGGGAAACAUCAGCGGAGGCCACUUCAACCCUGCUGUGUCCCUGUGCGUCUGGCUGGUCGGUGGGCUGAACAUCACUAUGCUCGUCCCUUACUGGGUCUCCCAGCUCUGUGGAGGGGUGAUAGGAGCCGGCCUGGCAAAGGCCAUGGCGGCGGGCGAGCGCUACGCCAACGCCAGCGGAGGGGCCUUCGGCACCAUCACGGCCGACGGACAGGUCCCCUCCGUCCUCGCGGCUGAGAUCGUCAUGAGCACCCUCCUGCUCCUGGUGGUCUGCAUGGGUGCCAUCAACGGGAAGACCAAGACCCCGCUGGCACCCUUCUGCAUCGGCUUCACCGUCACAGUCAACGUCCUGGCAGGGGGCGGUGUGUCCGGCGCAUGCAUGAAUCCUGCCAGAGCCUUCGGGCCAGCUCUGGUAGCCAGCUACUGGGACUAUCACUGGGUUUACUGGGUCGGGCCCAUGGUCGCUGCCCUCCUCAUUGGCGUGCUGAUAAGGCUCCUGAUGGGUGACCAGACGAUCCGCCUGAUCCUGAAGUGA